Fopius arisanus is the source of this 7500-nucleotide messenger RNA. It is a transcript of the gene ck, whose product is annotated as myosin-VIIa ck. The coding region runs from base 431 to 6937 and encodes 2168 amino acids. Gene Ontology annotation, molecular function: protein binding; ATP binding; cytoskeletal motor activity. Gene Ontology annotation, cellular component: cytoskeleton; myosin complex. The record is from RefSeq and is a predicted model, not a curated record. NCBI's taxonomy places the organism in Eukaryota, Metazoa, Arthropoda, Insecta, Hymenoptera, Braconidae. The transcript has 9 exons.
ACCUGUUGGCGUGUUCCACCGAUCGCAUCCCCAGGUCGACCGAUCCGCCAAUACAUUACAAAUUUCACAUCCAAAAUUCACCCACCACCCCACAAAUCUCCCCACCCCCCCACCAAUCGCCGUAAAUAAAAAAAAAAGAAAGAAAAAAAAAAAGUGAUAACCCGAUAUCGAAAGAGAUCGCAUUGAACUCUCACAUUAUAUUCUACAUGUCCACGUCGUCAAGUUCAUGCCCCCGGAAUGACUCGGUACGGAGAAUUAAAGUGAAAAUCGUUAUUCAGUGAGAGAAAUCGGUUAAUACGUGGGUUAUCAAUGAUUUUAAUGGUGAUUUGAACAAGUGGAUAUCGAUAGUGAACAAUUAUUUAUUAAUUAUAUCGAGGAAUACAGUCCACAAGGUGGCGGGCCGGUGCGCACGUCGAACGAGACUCGAGAGAUGGUCAUCGUAACCCGGGGUGAUUAUAUAUGGAUCGAACCAAUAUCGGGACGGGAAUUCGAUGUCGCCAUAGGUGCGAGAGUCAUUUCCGCUGAGGGACGAAGAAUUCAAGUGAAAGACGACGAUAACAACGAACAAUGGUUGACGCCAGAGCGAAGGAUAAAGGCGAUGCACGCCACCUCGGUCCAGGGUGUCGAGGACAUGAUAAGCCUUGGAGACCUCCACGAGGCUGGAAUAUUGAGAAAUCUCCUGAUAAGAUACAACGAGAAUCUCAUCUACACCUACACCGGCUCAAUUCUAGUCGCCGUUAAUCCUUACCAAAUUCUACCAAUUUACACUGCCGAGCAGAUUAAAUUAUACAAGGACAGAAAAAUUGGUGAAUUACCCCCCCACAUAUUCGCCAUUGGUGAUAACAGUUACGCCCAUAUGAAUCGUUAUGGGCAGGAUCAAUGUAUCGUCAUCAGUGGUGAGAGUGGUGCAGGAAAAACGGAAAGCACAAAAUUAAUUCUCCAAUACCUAGCAGCAAUAAGUGGUAAACACUCAUGGAUCGAGCAACAAAUCCUCGAAGCAAAUCCAAUUCUUGAGGCAUUCGGUAACGCAAAAACAGUGCGCAACGACAAUUCCUCUCGUUUCGGAAAAUACAUAGACAUUCAUUUCAACGAUCAAGGUGUAAUCGAGGGUGCAAAAAUCGAGCAGUACCUCCUAGAAAAAUCCCGAAUAGUAUCCCAAAACGCCGAUGAGAGAAAUUAUCACAUAUUCUACUGCAUGCUAGCAGGUCUAUCCCAGGAUGAAAAAAAUAAAUUGGAGUUAGAAGACGCAUCCCACUACAAGUACCUGACAGGUGGUGGAAGUAUAACAUGCGAGGGCCGAGACGACGCAGCUGAAUUCGCCGACAUAAGAUCAGCAAUGAAGGUCCUCCUAUUCACCGAUCCCGAAAUCUGGGAGGUGCUGAGGCUGCUGGCAGCCCUCCUCCACAUGGGAAACAUCAAAUACCGAGCAACCGUUGUCGAUAAUCUAGACGCAACAGAAAUAUCCGAGCACACAGCAGUCCAACGAGUAGCACAUCUCCUAGGUGUACCAGUCCAGUCCCUAGUUGACGCCCUAACGCGAAGAACAAUAUUUGCCCACGGUGAAACAGUGGUAUCCACCCUCUCCAGAGAUCAAUCAGUGGACAUCAGAGAUGCCUUUGUAAAGGGAAUCUACGGCAGACUCUUCGUUCACAUCGUUAAACGGAUAAACGAAGCCAUAUUCCGUCCAAAGCACAAAUCAAGAAGUGCCAUUGGUGUUCUCGACAUCUUCGGCUUCGAGAACUUCAAUCACAACAGCUUCGAGCAAUUCUGCAUAAACUACGCUAACGAAAAUCUCCAGCAAUUUUUUGUCCAGCACAUAUUCAAAUUGGAGCAAGAAGAGUAUAAUCACGAGGGUAUCAACUGGCAGCACAUAGAAUUCGUUGACAAUCAGGAUGCCCUCGACCUAAUAGCCAUAAAGCAGCUCAACAUAAUGGCACUGAUAGACGAGGAAUCAAAAUUUCCAAAGGGAACUGACCAAACAAUGCUAGCAAAAAUCCACAAAACCCACGGCACUCACAGAAAUUAUCUCAAGCCAAAAUCCGACAUCAACACAUCAUUUGGAUUAAAUCAUUUCGCUGGUGUUGUAUUCUACGACACAAGAAGCUUCUUGGAGAAGAAUCGAGACACAUUUAGCGCCGAUCUCCUCCAAUUAAUUCACAUAUCAUCAAAUAAAUUUCUGCAGACGUGCUUCGUCGAGGACAUUGGCAUGGGCUCGGAGACAAGAAAACGCGCCCCCACCCUCUCCACCCAAUUCAAAAAAUCCCUCGAUUCCCUGAUGAGAACUCUAUGCAACUGUCAGCCCUUCUUCAUCAGAUGCAUCAAGCCAAAUGAGUACAAGAAACCAAUGAUGUUCGAUCGUGGCCUAUGCUGCAGACAACUGAGAUACUCAGGAAUGAUGGAGACAAUAAGAAUACGCAGAGCUGGCUAUCCAAUUCGUCAUGCAUUCGGUGAAUUCGUUGAGAGAUAUAGAUUUUUAAUAUCAGGAAUACCACCAGCUCACAAGACAGAUUGUCGAGGUGCAACAGCCAGAAUAUGUCAUCAUAUACUGGGUAGAUCUGAUUAUCAACUCGGUCACACCAAAGUCUUCCUCAAGGACGCCCACGAUUUAUUCCUAGAACAGGAGCGUGAUCGUGUACUAACACGAAAAAUUCUCAUCCUCCAGAGAAACAUCAGGGGUUGGGUAUACAGAAGACGAUUCCUGAGAAUGAGAUCAGCAGCCAUUGUUGUUCAGAAAUUUUGGCGAGGCUACGCCCAGAGAGAGAGAUACAAACGAAUGAGAAGUGGAUACAUGAGGCUUCAGGCCCUCGUAAGAUCCCGAGUAUUAUCCCACAGAUUCAGGCAUCUCCGUGGUCACAUUGUGGCACUUCAGGCACGCGCACGUGGACACCUAGUCCGACGAAUGUACAGAAAAAAAAUGUGGGCAAUAGUGAAAAUACAAGCGAAUGUAAGAAGAAUGAUAGCCCAGAGGCGUUACAAGAAGAUAAAAUACGAGUAUCGAUUGCACAUCGAGGCACUAAGAUUGAGAAAAAUUGAGGAGAGAGAGCUCAAGGAUCAGGGGAACAAACGAGCUAAAGAGAUUGCCGAGCAGAAUUACAGGGAUAGAAUGGAUGAGCUCGAGAGAAAAGAGAUUGAAAUGGAGCUUGAGGACAGACGACGUAUGGAGAUAAAAAAAAAUUUGAUAAAUGACGCUGCUAAAAAGCAAGAUGAACCAGUCGAUGACAGUAAACUCGUCGAGGCAAUGUUUGAUUUUUUACCAGACUCAAGCAGCGAAGCACCAACACCAGCACGUGAGACAUCAGUAUUCAACGAUUUACCAGCGCCAAAAGCUGAUCAGCAUGAGAUAAUAAGUCCAGUGCAAACAGCCUCCGAAGAUGAGGAGGAUCUAUCUGAAUUUAAAUUCAAUAAAUUUGCAGCGACCUAUUUCCAAGGAAAUAUCAAUCACCUUUACUCGAGAAAACCCCUCAAGCAUCCACUAUUACCCCUCCACACACAGGGAGAUCAGCUAGCAGCUCAAGCUCUCUGGAUAACAAUUCUGAGAUUCACUGGUGAUUUACCAGAGCCAAGAUACCACACGAUGAAUCGUGACACAACAUCCGUUAUGUCCAAAGUAACAGCAACACUUGGUAGAAAUUUUAUAAGAAGCAAGGAGUUUCAAGAGGCCCAAAUGAUGGGAAUGGAUCCAGACACAUUCAAGCAAAAACCAAGAUCAAUAAGACACAAACUCGUCUCCCUGACACUGAAGAGAAAAAAUAAAUUAGGCGAGGAUGUGAGAAGACGUCUCCAAGACGACGAGUACACAGCUGACAGCUAUCAAUCCUGGCUCGAGUCACGUCCAACAUCAAAUCUCGAGAAGCUUCACUUCAUAAUCGGCCAUGGAAUCCUAAGAGCGGAGCUACGAGACGAGAUCUACUGCCAGAUUUGCAAACAGCUCACCAACAAUCUAUCAAAAUCAUCCCACGCAAGAGGCUGGAUUCUCCUAUCCCUCUGCGUCGGUUGUUUCGCACCAUCCGAAAAAUUUGUCAAUUACCUCCGAGCAUUUAUCCGUGAAGGACCACCAGGAUAUGCCCCCUACUGCGAGGACCGUCUAAAAAGAACAUUCAACAACGGUACAAGAAAUCAACCACCAAGCUGGCUCGAGCUACAAGCAACAAAAUCCAAAAAACCCAUAAUGCUACCGAUAACAUUUAUGGAUGGCAACACCAAAACCCUCCUAGCUGAUUCAGCUACAACAGCAAGAGAACUAUGCAAUCAGCUAUCCGAAAAAAUAUCCCUCCGCGAUCAAUUCGGUUUCUCCCUGUACAUUGCUCUAUUCGACAAAGUAUCAUCCCUUGGAAGUGGUGGUGAUCACGUAAUGGAUGCGAUAUCCCAGUGCGAGCAGUAUGCCAAGGAGCAGGGUGCCCAGGAGAGAAACGCCCCAUGGAGAUUAUUCUUCAGAAAAGAGAUAUUUGCCCCCUGGCACGAACCCACCGAGGAUCAAGUCGCCACCAAUUUAAUCUAUCAACAAGUUGUACGAGGCGUUAAAUUUGGUGAAUAUAGGUGUGACAAGGAGGAGGAUCUAGCCAUGAUAGCAGCCCAACAGUACUAUAUUGAGUAUCACAUCGAUAUGAAUGUAGACAGAUUAUUUGCACUUCUGCCAAAUUACAUUCCCGAUUACUGCUUAACUGGUAUUGACAAGGCAAUUGAGAGAUGGGGUCAUCUGGUACUCCAGGCAUUCAAAAAGAGUUAUUACGUCAAGGAGAAGGUGCCAGCACUGCGGGUCAAAGAGGAUAUCGUUGGUUACGCUAAAUUCAAAUGGCCCCUGCUAUUCUCACGUUUCUACGAGGCAUACAGAAAUUCCGGUCCAAAUUUACCCAAGAAUGAUGUAAUAAUAGCUGUCAAUUGGACAGGUGUCUACGUCGUUGAUGAUCAGGAGCAAGUGCUCCUUGAGCUAUCAUUUCCCGAGAUAACAACAGUGUCUAGUCAAAAAACAACGAAAAUGUUUACCCAGACAUUCAGUCUGUCGACAGUUAGAGGUGAAGAGUUUACAUUUCAGAGUCCCAAUGCAGAGGAUAUUCGUGACUUAGUCGUCUAUUUCCUAGAGGGACUGAAGAAGAGAAGUAAAUACGUGAUAGCUCUCCAGGAUUACAAACCACCCGGAGAAGGUGCCUGUUCAUUUCUCAAUUUUUCCAAAGGUGAUCUCAUUGUUCUCGACGAGGAGAGCACCGGUGAGACUGUUAUCAACUCAGGAUGGUGCAUCGGUACCUGCGAGAGAACCGGUGACAAAGGUGAUUUUCCAGCUGAAACAGUCUACGUACUCCCAUCAUUAUCAAAACCACCAACCGACAUUCUAUCCCUCUUCAGCAUCGAGGGAAGUGAAAAUGGUAGAAGAUUAUAUCCACAACAAAUAAAUGGAGUUGAAUCGAGAGACAAACCCCACACCCUCCUGGAGUACGCAAUUGAUCACUUCAGAACACCACCAAAGAGAACAAUGUCAAAGGCCCUGACACUGACAGCAGCCCGAAGAGGACACAACGACGAGCUAUGGAGGCACUCAAGGGAGCCAAUAAAACAACCACUCCUAAAAAAACUAGUGUCCAAAGAGGAAUUGGCCGAGGAAGCCUGUUUUGCAUUCAAUGCCAUCCUCAAAUACAUGGGUGAUCUUCCAACAAAGAGACCAAGAAUUGGUAACGAGUACACAGAUCUAAUCUUCGACGGUCCACUCAAAAAUGAAAUACUGAGGGACGAGAUUUACUGUCAAAUAAUGAAACAACUCACUGACAACAGAAAUAGAUUGAGCGAGGAGAGAGGCUGGGAGCUAAUGUGGCUUGCAACAGGCCUCUUCGUGUGCAGUCAGAGUUUACUCAAAGAGUUGACCCUAUUCUUGAGAACGAGGAGGCACCCCAUCAGUCAGGAUUCACUCCAGAGACUCCAGAAAACCCUGAGAAAUGGACAGAGAAAAUAUCCACCACAUCAGGUUGAGGUAGAAGCCAUUCAGCACAAGACAACACAAAUAUUUCAUAAAGUUUAUUUUCCUGAUGACACCGAUGAGGCAUUCGAGGUCGACUCAUCAACUAAAGCCAAGGAUUUCUGUCAGAAUAUAUCACAAAGGCUCAACCUCAGAUCUGCUGAGGGCUUCAGUCUAUUCGUCAAAAUAGCAGACAAAGUAAUAUCUGUACCAGAGGGUGAUUUUUUCUUUGAUUUUGUCAGACAUCUCACUGAUUGGAUCAGAAAAACUAGACCAUCUAGAGACGGUGUUGUUCCACAAUUUACAUAUCAAGUUUUUUUCAUGAAAAAACUCUGGACUAAUACUGUUCCUGGAAAAGAUCGAAAUGCUGAUCUCAUAUUUCACUUUCAUCAGGAGCUACCAAAAUUAUUGAGAGGAUAUCACAAGUGCACGAAGGAAGAAGCUUCCAGACUAGCUGCCCUGGUCUACAGAGUUAGAUUUGGAGAGAGUAAACAAGAGCUACAAGCAAUACCACAAAUGCUGAGAGAAUUGAUACCUGGAGAUCUAGUGAAGGUACAAAGCUCCAACGACUGGAAACGAUCGAUAAUUGCUGCUUAUAAUCAAGACGCAGGAAUGAGUCCUGAGGACGCAAAAAUCACUUUUCUAAAGAUAGUCUAUCGUUGGCCAACAUUUGGAUCGGCAUUCUUCGAAGUUAAACAAGGGACUGAGCCUAAUUAUCCAGAACUAUUGCUCAUUGCUAUCAAUAAACACGGAGUGAGUUUGAUUCAUCCACAGACGAAGGACAUCCUGGUGACUCAUCCAUUCACAAGAAUCUCCAACUGGUCAUCAGGGAACACCUACUUUCACAUGACAAUCGGUAAUCUAGUGAGGGGCUCAAAACUCCUCUGCGAAACAUCCCUAGGUUACAAAAUGGAUGAUCUUCUCACCUCCUACAUAUCCCUAAUGCUCACAAACAUGAACAAACAGCGAACAAUAAGAAUACCCAAGCAAUAAUAAUCGCUCAUAACUCAAAAGACAAAUUGCACGUUAAAAUUUCACGAAAAUUUAAUUUUCGUCAAGAGUAUUGUAUAAUCUAGAUUUUUUUUAUACCUAGAUAUUGUAAAAUAGAAUUUAAUCAUUUGUUUUCGCACUGUUCUCUCGAAAUUAUAUAUAUUUUUUUGAAUGUUCACCAACACAAUUUUGUGCAAGUGGAAAAAGAUGAAUUAUCCAUUCCCCAUCCAUCAAAAAAUCCUCAAAAAAAAAAAAAAAAUUCAUCUCCCCCCCCCACCAUUCCACAAAAUUGUAAUUCAUGAAUGAAUGAGUGUAAAUAUUCUAACAACAAUCAUGAAAAAAAAAAUAUUCCUAUUUAUACAGAGUAGUUCUAUUUGAGAUUUAUAACGCGGAAAUCAUAUUUUACUCCCAAUAAUCUAUUUUUCAUAAAAAAAAAUCUUUCCCCAGUUUUUUUUUUCCAUUAGAUUCCCCUUAUUUUUCUCGUCUCGUGUGAACAUCUGAUGAAUUAACGUCUUCAGUCACAAUGAGAAUUAUUUAAUUGUGGGUAAAUUCCCACGUUUGAAUUA